UAGUACUAUAGCGGUUGUUCCGUUUAGUGAUCUAGCAACCAUUGGUAACAUUGCCCGUUUAAUAGAGCGGCACUUCACGCGGUACUAGACGUACACAGAAAUUUCGUUCUACUGUGUCAUCGAUUUAAAUCCAUCAUGUAAUGUUACGAAAGGCAAAGAGAGAUCGUUCUAUUUUAGACGCAUCCGGUGAGACGAAUUACCCCCAGGGGUGGGGUCUCCUGUCAUUUAAAACCAAAGGAGGGCUUAAGUUAUGUUGAUCACGUAAGAAACAAUAUUCAUUAAUACAAUCAUGGCACGACCUAUUGUUCCUAGUCAACAGAAGUUGGCUGAGAAGCUAACUAUUCUGAAUGACAGAGGUAUUGGAAUGUUAACCCGCAUUUAUAAUAUAAAGAAAGCAUGCGGUGAUGCAAAAUCAAAACCAGGUUUCCUCUCUGAUAAAACUUUGGAAUCAUCUAUCAAGACUAUCGUUAAGAAGUUUCCCAACAUAGACAUUAAGGGUCUCCAAACGAUUACCAACCUUCGUAAUGAGAUUAUUAAAUCUCUAUCCUUGUAUUAUUAUACUUUUGUUGACCUGCUUGACUUCAAAGAUAAUGUCUGCGAACUCUUAACUACAAUGGAUGCUUGCGGAGUACACAUGGAUAUUACCAUAAAUUUUGAUUUAACCAAAGGUUAUUUGGAUCUUGUUGUGACUUAUGUGAGCUUGAUGAUACUUUUGUCACAAGUGGAGGAUCGUAAAGCGGUACUCGGAUUAUUUAAUGCAGCCCAUGAAAUGGUGCAUAGCCAAUCUGAUCCUAGCUUUCCUCGUUUGGGUCAAAUGAUUAUGGACUAUGAUGCACCGUUAAAGAAGCUAUCAGAGGAGUUUGUUCCACACUCUAAAUUAUUGAAGCACGCUCUCACUUCUUUGUGGCCCAUUUAUCCUGGGAGAAACUUAUCCGCGGACACGUGGAGGGCUGAUCAAAAGCUGAGCCUCGUCGGUAGUCCCGGAAAAAUACUUAAAGCAGCAGCAACAGAUACUAUGUCUUGCGAAACUUUAAGCUUGGAUAGAAUAGAGAGAUGGGUCAUUUUAGGAUUUACAUUAUGUCAUUCAUUCUUAAGUCAGGAACAGCCUAGUAAACUUUGGACCACAGCUUUGGAAUCAGGCUGGGUUUUAGCCUUGUUCAGAGAUGAAGUAAUUUAUAUACACCAAUAUAUACAAACAUUUUUCGAAAGUAUAAAAGGGUACGGUAAAAGGGUAUCGGAAGUGAAAGAAUGUUACUCGCAAGCGGUACAAAAAGCUGGCCACAGACAUCGUGAAAGGAGAAAAUUUUUAAGAACAGCACUGAAAGAACUAGGUUUAAUUUUAACCGAUCAACCCGGUCUAUUAGGGCCGAAAGCAUUAUUGGUUUUGAUGGGACUUUCCCACGCGAGAGACGAAGUUCUAUGGCUCUUAAGACACGGCGUGAAUCCGCCGAUGCAAGGGAAGGGCAAAGGAAAGGGGGAGGAGGAUUUAGUCGAUCGUCAAUUACCGGAAUUAUUAUUUCACUGCGAAGAAUUACGAGCGCUAGUGAAGAAAUAUUCCCAAGUACUUCAAAGGUAUUACGUGCAGUUUCUAUCAGGAUUCGAUGCUCCCGCCUUGGAUCAGAUGAUCCAAAAUCUGCCAGUUUGUCCCGAAGAUGAAGGUGCAAUUCUUAGCGACAUGUGCUCGAAGAUAGCCAGUCUAACGGUGAAACAAGUCGAAGAUAACGAACUAUUCGAUUUUCGGGCUUUCCGAUUGGAUUGGUUUAGAUUACAAGCAUACAUGUCGAUCGCAAAAUGUAACAUGAACUUAGCCGAUAAUAGAGAAUUAGCGUCAUUCAUGGAUACCGUAGUGUUCCAUACGAAAAUGGUAGAUAACUUAGACGAAAUGUUAGUCGAAACAUCCGACUUAUCGAUCUUCUGCUUUUACAGUAAAGUAUUCGAAGAUCAAUUUCAAAAGUGUUUAGAAUUUCCCGCUCAAAACAGAUAUAUCGUUGCCUUUCCGUUAAUAUGCAGUCACUUCCAAAGUUGUACGCACGAACUCUGCCCAGAGGAGCGUCAUCACAUUCGCGAAAGAAGUUUAUCCGUUGUUAACAUGUUUCUGGACGAAAUGGCAAAAGAAGCCAAGAAUAUCAUCACAACCAUUUGCGACGAACAAUGCAAUAUGGGCGACAAACUGCUGCCGAAACAUUGCGCGUUAUUAAUCUCGCAAGUGGUGAAUCGAAAGAAGAAAGACAAAAACAAGAAGAAUAUGUACGAAAUCCAUAAACCCGGUAUAGAAAGUUACCGAAAAACAAGGGAAGAACUUACGACGAUGGAUAAACUUCACAUGGCGUUAACAGAGCUAUGUUAUGCUAUCAAUUACUGCCCUACUAUCAACGUAUGGGAAUAUACCUUCGCACCGAGGGAAUACUUGCAUCAGCAUUUAGAAUCAAGAUUUGCCAGAGCACUUGUCGGUAUGGUCAUGUACAAUCCGGACACUAUCGAAAUUGCGAAACCCUCGGAGCUCUUUGUUAGCGUUAGAUCCUACAUGAACGUACUUCAGACAGUUGAAAAUUACGUACACAUAGAUAUUACCCGCGUAUUUAAUAACGCCCUCCUUCAACAAACACAAGAGCUGGACAGUCACGGCGAUAAGACCAUCGCUGCUCUGUACACGCAAUGGUAUUCAGAUGUUCUACUGAGACGAGUCAGUACUGGGAAUAUCUGUUAUUCCGGCAAUCAAAGGGCAUUUGUCAGCUUGUCCGUGGAAGGCGCGAUGCCGUUCAACGCUGAAGAAUUUUCCGACAUCAACGAACUGAGAGCGUUAGCCGAACUCAUCGGACCCUACGGAAUGAAAAUGUUGAACGAAAACUUGAUGUGGCACAUAGCGAGCCAAGUGCAGCAACUGAAGAAACUAGUUGCUGGGAACAAAGACGUCUUGAUCGCCCUGAGAACAAACUUCGACAAGCCCGAAGUAAUGAAGGAACAGUUCAAAAGGUUGCAGCACGUAGACAACGUACUACAACGAGUUACGAUUAUAGGUGUAAUUCUAAGUUUCCGACAGUUAGCGCAGUCUGCGCUGGUCGAUGUCCUGGAGGAACGUAUACCGUUUCUUCUGAGCUCCAUUUUGGACUUCAGACACCAUUUGCCAUCUGGGGAUCCCAUGCGCAUUGUUUCGGAGAUGAUAUCCGCGGCAGGUUUAACUUGCAAAGUCGAUCCAACUUUAACAGCGGCUCUAAGGAGCCAGAAAUCCGAGGUAGACGAAGACGAACAUUUGCUCGUUUGUUUGCUGAUGGUAUUCGUGGCUGUCUCCAUUCCGAAACUGGCACGAAACGAGAAUUCAUUUUAUCGAGCAUCCUUGGAGGGCCACGCGAAUAAUAUACACUGUAUGGCGACUGCGAUAAAUAAUAUUUUUGGUGCAUUGUUUACUAUUUGCGGGCAAAACGAUAUAGAGGACAGAAUGAAGGAAUUCCUAGCUUUGGCGUCGUCCAGCCUGCUCAGACUGGGUCAAGAGGCGGACAAGGAGGUAAUUAAAAACAGGGAAUCCGUGUACCUUUUGUUGGAUCAAAUAGUCCAAGAAUCUCCAUUCCUAACAAUGGAUUUGCUCGAAAGUUGUUUCCCGUACGCAUUGAUACGAAACGCGUAUCACGACGUGUACAAGCUCGAACAUUCACAGCCAUAAAAGCAUUGAUAAAAGGAUGUGUGUAUUUUUAGCUUGCCGCUCAGGGCUACUUUUUUACGUCCACUUUUACCGGAUAUCAUUUAAAGAUGAUGCAUUUUGUAUGGAGCAGUAUAUCUUCUAUUCACAUUUGAUACCUGCUUUAGGAUAUGCUAUAACAUACAAUAAUACGUUCUUUCCCAGUAUUCCGUUACAUGUCAUCCGUAUGUAAAGAAUGUUUUAUAUUUCAGGCGAAGUGUAAAACGCCUGCCUGUUUAAGAAUCGAAAUACACACGUAUCGUAAAGUAGAUAUCGUUCUAUCUGCUACAUUUUCUAAUGUAUAAUUGUAACUUUUACAAUAGUUUCUAAAAUAAAUCCGAUUAUCUAUAAACUGUGUACGUUACUUAUUAACCCACUUACGUCAUUCGUAACACCAAUUAGCACUAGGUGAUAGCCAAAUUCUUUUUUUACGCUACCCAUUUAAUUUCAGUAGAUAUAUCGUGAAAUAUAUUUAUAGAUUCAAUGUUGCUUGUGUUUACUUUUUCAUAGCACAAGUAACUGUGUUCUUUGUGACUCCUCCUUUAUCAGAAGUCAUUUACUUACUAGAAAUUUACCUUUUAUCGUGGUUGAAAAAAGACAAUUAAUACUUUUCCUCGUCGCACCUGAAAUAGAAUGAAUAAUACAUUCACGUAAAUGUAAAAUGUAUGCUUUAUUUACUUCUUUACAAUGUUUUUGUUUUUUCUCUUUAAUCACAUUAACAUAACACAAGAGAUUCACAAUCAUAUUCCUUUUUAUUUAUAAUAUUCUUAAAACACUCGCCGCGUUCUAAACAUUUGAGAAAAAGAGAGAGUGGUGGUCUGAAGCUACGUUCAGGCGAUUGGUCAGUAUCAUGCUCAAUAAGAUUUUUAUAUAAAAAGUUCGAACUGAAAACGUGUAGCAUUGAGACUGAAUGAAUGGGAGAACGUAACGCUACGGCACGUCGAAUGUAAAGAAAAAAAAAAAAAAGUAAAUCGGUGAUUCUGUGACACAUUCAAGGAAUUCUUUGUGUAGAAUGUACGGUGUGUUGGUGAAACUAGACGACUGAUAUAUCGCAAAGUAAAAUCGGAACGGGUAAGAGAACCGAUACAAAGAUGAGAAAACUAAUCUCAGAUGCACGAUGUUGAUAGGUCACCACAUUUUUGGAUCGAUAGAAAAAAUAUAAUUUUCGAUUUCUUUUUUUUUGUUUCUUCCUCACUAACAUUAUGUACAAGUGAUAAAGUAGUGUGUAUCGCGUCACAGUGACGCAAAGGUCUGGAUUAAGAUAGGUACACUGAUUUCAGCGAGCAAACUGAAUUUCUUUUUUCACAAUUACCUAAUCGCGGUGUCUGCUCGCGCCUUCCGAGGGUACGUUUAUCACAAAAAAAGUGCAGCGAAACCGCCCGAUCACGGAAUAAUAAUUACACAGAACACGAUCUUAAUCCAGACGGCGCAGAAACGAAUAAGCUUAAGCAUAUGUAGUAGAGACUUCUCGGGGUUUGGGGGGGACAAAUGAUGAAGGAGAACGUACUUUUGUUUUUUAAUCGUUAUGCUUCUCAUACGGAUAAGCGACGUCUUCGUUAACUAGACACUACAACUUGGUCCCAUUCCACGCUUGUCUUAGGCUUUUCUUUAUUUUUAUAAACAACGCCGCUAAUUUCCCUUUAUUUCAUCCCUCCGUUCUUGUUGCAAGAACGCGUACUGUUGUUUACUUUGAUCGUAUAUUCAGUCGGUUUGAAUCGUUUUCUUUAUGGCAGUGAAAUGGAAGCAAGGAUAAUUCAUUACGAACGAUAUCUGAAACGUCGACCGAAACUCGUUCCGAGUAAGAUCUGUCACUUACGAUGGCUGUUCAACGUGACAGUGGCUCGGAAGCAAAAUUUGAUCGUGUUAACAAUUCUCUCUUUUUUUUUUUCUUCUUUAAAUAUCUAUGUACCACCCGUUGGUACUCGAUUUUUUUUUUUCGCAAGAUCCACUAUCGGACGUAUCGUUUACCACUGAAUGUUAUAUAAUACUGAUGUCCGUACGUCGUUAACUCUGAUGCUAGUAACGAUAAAUCUAUAAUACGAAACCCUUUGGUUUCCUUUUUCUCGUUUUAAAAAGACGCUUUCGAUUACUCGUUAUAUUUUUUUUUUCUCUCGCUAUGCGCUAUUACGAAUGGCAGUAAAUCACAUUCGUGGUCCACGAGGAGGAAAACCACGAGCUAAAUAAUCAUAACGAUGAUAGGACGAGCGAUUACGAAUGGGACCAAAUGGAAUCCUCGUGUUGCAUCUAUAUGCAAGAAUCUUCGAAACUUCUUAAAUAAUCUACAUCGAACGAUCCGUCCCGGAUCCACGCUUGGAUCGUCGUUUAAAAGUCGUCACCUUAAAAAGUUAAGUGCUCGAUUACACGCACGUACAGGCAUUCGUUCGUCAUCCUUCGUAACUUCCGUCCCGAUUACAAAAUACAGAAUAAUAUUUCGCUAUAAUACAGAUCUGAUAUAAAAACAAGUAUUUUUUUUUCUUUUCCUUUCUUUUGUAUUCGCUUUUACCAUUUUUCUUUUUUUUUUGUAUGGUUAUACAAUUAUCGUUCGCGAUGAUUGGCGCAUACGUACGCACACGCGUGCAUACGUACGCGAGCAAUAUCGACAUAUGUACAGAGAUUGAACACUCUCUCUUUUAUUCCUUGCACGCCCGUCUUCGCUCUAUGUCCUUACAGAUCACCUCCCCAGGCCCGCUUUCUCGCCUCUCUCACAUAUGAUCUCUCGCACUAUCCUCUUUUACAAUCACAUUGCGACUAUUGUACAUUUCCACACGACCCGCAAACUCGUAUUUCUGCGAUUUCGGCAGACACACGCCUCCUCCUUUUCUUUCGUCACCCCUAAAAACGUUCCUUCUGUCCGGCGUGCCCGUUUAGCUUUCAAAUCAGCGAUGGCCAAAAUUAUUAUUCAGAUAUUUAUGUUUCGCGCGGAGAUAAAUUUUGCAUUUGUAUUUCUAGAGUGGCGCAACUCGAAGAAGCACUUCAGGGAAGGCAAAGAGGCAUUUGUCAACUAAGGAGUCGAUUGUUUGUCAAAACAAUUAUUAAAAGAAACGAUCAGAUGUCAAUUCUAUCAAUAAGAUACGUUUCAGGCCACGCCAGGGUGGCAUGAUUUGCUAUCGAGAAUAAUACUCGAUAAUGAGAAGGAUUAAAAAAAAUUACUUUAUUGUUGUUUUUUUUUUUUUUUUGAAUUGUGCCACUUUAGAACUACCUACAUGCGCACUCUCCUGCAAAAAUAACAAUUUUAAUUACACUUGAUACGAAUGUAAUUACACAUUCCACUUUGAACGAAUGAAAGCUUACUCGAGUAGCUGUCCAAUAAAAAAACGUUACGAAUAAAUCAAUAUUGGAAUAAAAUUCUGCCCACCUCUGCUUAAAAUCGUCAUGUCCCUCUUCGCAACUACUGCGCGAAGCUAUAAAGAUUGCACCCGAUAUUCACGAUAAGAAAUCUAUCCUUGCGAUCACAAAAUGCAUUCUUCACUAAGGAAUCAGCCUUUUUUUCUUGAAACUUCUAACCAUCGAAAUUGAAUCUCAUCCAGGGACAAUACCUCCAGCUUCUCUGGUACAGCUGCCCUGGCGUUGAACGGUAUGUGCAAUGACGCUUUUUCUCGUUUUUAUGAAAUAUGGAAAGACAAGGACAAUAGAAAACGCACUCAGCUUUUGGAAACGUUGGCAAGCUUGAUAUCGCGGCAUUAUAAAAAAGAAUAUAAGGGAGAAGAAUAAAUGCUAGAUCGCGACCGCUGAAUCGUUGAUAAAUAACAGACCGUGGUAGCGACGAUAACGAUUUUCAUCUUCAGUUGUUCUUAGAUUGCUGUUUGCGAAUUGGAAUUCUACGGAAAGAAUCGGACAAAAUUUUGCUGAAGAAGGUUCGACGAAGGACGAGUUAAAAAAGAAAAAAGAAAAUUCAGUCGAUCACGUAACGUUUUGGCGUUUCGAGAAAGGAAGCGAGAUACAGUAUUCGCGCGGGAUCUAUUUGGUGGCACGACCCGCCCGUUUCGAACUUUUUGGGCGUACGGAUUUUUCCUCUGUCGCAUACGAGUUGCGCAGCUGUGUACGAAUAUGCUGCUUGAGCCCACGUAUAUUUAAAACGUUUAUAUUUCGAGAGGCCUCGUCUUUGGUCCGCCAUGCGCGUAAUUGAAGCGCGUUUACGGUACAGCCCCCGAUAAUUUGCAAGUUAAAAACCGUAUUUUAAAUAUAACUUAUAACAUUCGCGAUAGCGGAGAUAAAUUAUCAUCUGCAAUAGAUAACUAAUUAAUAAUAGUAAUAGUAUUAAUAAUAAUAAUAAUAAUAGUAAUAAUAAUCGUAAGCACAAUUAUAGUAAUAUCAAUAUCGGUUUCAAUAUCAUUCUUUUUUUUUACCGGUACAAUUGUUAAUGAAAUAUCGUUAUAAAAAAAUCUUUUUUUUUUCUUCCUGUCGCUUUUCCUCUAUUUUUCAUAGUCUCUCAUAGCUUUGCUCGUUUCAAUUGGCUAAUAAAAAUUAGUAUAAGAAUAUUACAUAUCAUUAAUUAUUAUACUACAAUGGUAGAGAUCAAGUGAAUGACCUGCAAUAGUUUGGUAAUGGUAGGCGCGAUUCUUCGCUCCGGAAAGCGGGUGAUGCGACACAAGAAACUUAAAAACGACAUUUUCUUCGCUAACCGAUAUUUUAUACAACGCGACUUACGUGUACCGUCUUAAAAAUUAUAUAUAAUAAACGUCUCGGUGUUAAAUUGUAUUUAAAAAAGUGAUGUCGAUAGAAUGUAAUGGGUUUUUGGUACUUACAAUGAGAGUAAUAUUACUGCGUUUCCUCCCGGAUCUGUCAGUUGGACUCUUUGGUAAGGCUUGCCUAACAGAUCCUGUCGUAGACGCGAUUAAUAUCACGGAAUAAUGGAUUAUACGAGUAAAGAAAAUUAAUAAUUACGAUUAAAAGAGCUAACGUUAAAAAAAUAUACAUAUAAAGUCGAAAAGGAGGAAGAUAGACGCGUGGGUCAACUUCGAAAUUAAUAAAAGGAAAAAGUGUUCGUUUAAAAGUCUACGACAAUAAUACGAGGAAUCUCGCAAUGUAUAAGAGUUAAAAGUUACAAGGUACGUUCAGUGGGAGCUUUUCAAAAGUUACGUUUAUCAUCCUAACACUUAUUCCAAAUAUAUAUUGUCGUCUCCUGUCUCCCAUUGAACUUCCCUUCUUCUUCUAACGAACAGUCUCAUCGAUCAUUUUUGUUAAAAAAAAAAAAGCAAACAAAAAAAAAACAAUAGGUGAAAACACGCUUUCGGGAGCGAAACAUGCGCAAUCACGACUUCCGUCAAGAAAUCGAUGCAUCAACGCUACUAUGCAAUCUUGGCCAUAAAAAUGUUCAUACAUCGAACGGGCAAACAUACGCUACGUUCAGUACCAUAAGAUUUCACUUGCUGUGCGAAUCCAGCGUUGUUCGUUUGAGAAACGACUCGAUCAUCGAUCGACACCCGUUCAACGUGAAAGAAUUUCGCGAAACAGAGAAAGUUCUUUCGAAUGCAGCUUUGCAAUAAUUCCGAUCUAUUUUUUUUUUAUUGUUUUUUCCGAACGAUCGCAAAACGCGAAUACUUAAUGGCAACGCGGAGGAAUCUGCGGGAAACAUUUAAAAGACGAAUUACGUAAAAGUGUACGAUAAUAUAGAUUACUAAAGAUUCGUAAGUUUAUGAUUUUUCUUUUUUUUCUUUUUUUUUCAAAUACUCAACGCUGUCAUUCGUCCCGUCGUUUUCGCAAACGUCGAUUUUCCUAGCACUUCGCUGAAUCGUUGAAUCAGUUUGAUGAACACCCCCCCACCCCUCCCCCCACUCCCCAAACAUGUAUAUCACCAUUGAUCCUAGCACACUUCACCAAAUUUGCAAUCGCGGAACCCACGAACUCUCUAUUGCCGUGAAUUACACGUAUCGAAAUAAGAAGAAAAAGAAUUACAAAAAAAAAAAAGAAAA
Messenger RNA from Hylaeus volcanicus, 9585 nucleotides. RefSeq names its product membrane-associated protein Hem (gene Hem). NCBI's taxonomy places the organism in Eukaryota, Metazoa, Arthropoda, Insecta, Hymenoptera, Colletidae. Gene Ontology annotation, cellular component: SCAR complex. The record is from RefSeq and is a predicted model, not a curated record. Gene Ontology annotation, biological process: cell morphogenesis; cortical actin cytoskeleton organization; cell migration. The coding region runs from base 290 to 3658 and encodes 1122 amino acids. The transcript has 2 exons.